GGAGCGAGAAAGGGAGGGGGAGAAAGAGAUAGGGCGUGUAAGAAAACAACACCGAGAUGUUCAUGAUCAUUCCGAAGGAUUCUUCCGCCGGAGGAGGUGGUUCAGCAGGGAUGAGCUCGCCGCACGGGAAAAGCGCAAAACAGGUAAAAGCAGCGAUCAGUAAGAAGGUUCAGAAACAGCAGAUUAAGCAGAGAAGGCGGUCCAGUGAGCAGAGUGGAGACUCAGAAGUGUCAGCGGCUGGAGUCAACCCCCCCCAUGGUAGGAGGUACAGCCAGACACCCACCCCCUUCCCCAGAGAUAGAGAGAGAGGUACAGAGGAUGAAGAGGAGGCAGAGGAGGACCUGGAUGUGGAGGACCUGGAUGUGGCAGAUAUGAUGAAGACGAGUGGUCAGAAGCAGGAAGAGAAGGAGUCCAUAGACCUGCUCCCUAUAAUGGACCCAGCAUUUGGACCGGACAGGGACCUACGACCAGAGGAGAUUGAAGGUAGAUUUUCCCUUUCUAUCUCACACAGUCAGAAUCGUACCAUGACAUGUUUUACAAUCUACAUUCUCCCAUUCUUAACCUGUGUGUGUACUUCUAUGUUUGUGUGUGUGUGCGUGCGUGCAUACGCGUGUGCCUGUGUGUUUGCAGAGCUUCGCGAGGCGUUUGUGGAGUUUGAUAGGAAGAAGAAUGGUUAUGUCAGCUACAAGGACCUGGGAGAGUGCAUGAGGACCAUGGGCUACAUGCCCACAGAGAUGGAGCUCAUCGAGCUGGGCCAGUCCAUCUGUGGCGGCAAACUAGACUUUGAUGACUUUGUGGAGCUGAUGGGCCCAAAGAUGCUGGCAGAGACAGCAGACAUGAUCGGAGUGAAAGAACUGAGAGAUGCAUUCAAGGAGUUUGAUGCUAACAGUGAUGGUCAGAUCAGUAUAAUGGAACUGAGGGAGGCCAUGAAGAAGCUGAUGGGAGAACAGCUGACCAACAGAGAGAUCGACGAGAUCCUCAGAGACGUGGAUCUCAACCGGGACGGACUGGUCGACUUUGAGGAAUUUGUUCGAAUGAUGUCACGCUGAGAUAACCAUAUGGUUGUUGUGCAACAACUGGAAAAGGUACCACUACGUUUGUAGUGAACAACUGGAGAAGGUACCACUACGUUUGUAGUGAACAACUGGAAAAGGUACCACUACGUUUGUAGUGAACAACUGGAAAAGGGACCAUUACGUUUGUAGUGAACAACUGGAAAAGGGACCACUACAUUUGUAGUGAACAACUGGAAAAGGGACCACUACAUUUGUAGUGAACUGGAAAAGGGACCACUACAUUUUUAGUGAACAACUGGAAAAGGGACCACUACAUUUUUAGUGAACAUUCUUGUUCUACUGACUGGACCUCGGUUUGUUAUUUUUUGUUAAGCAGCACUUAAAUUGAGUGAACACUUAAUAGUAGUUCUACAAAUCUUGUAACUCAAGCUGUGACAGUUAAAUUGAACAUUGAUUGGUUGUAACAUAUCAAAAUCCUAAUGCUUGGCUGUCUCUUAUGAGUAUCUCUUGUCUUUUUUUUAAGUGAAUGUUUUUACUCUGAUUGUAUGUGUGUUCAAAGGUUUAACCUUGUUUGUAAAAUGUGACGUUAUUUUCAAAUAAAAAGUUGUCUGUGUUGUUUUUA
Messenger RNA from Oncorhynchus keta (chum salmon), 1638 nucleotides. Its product is annotated as calcium-binding protein 2-like. Lineage: Eukaryota; Metazoa; Chordata; Actinopteri; Salmoniformes; Salmonidae. The record is from RefSeq and is a predicted model, not a curated record. Gene Ontology annotation, molecular function: calcium ion binding. The coding region runs from base 57 to 1049 and encodes 330 amino acids. The transcript has 6 exons.